GGAAAAAAUAUUCGCGCGAACGCUGGUGGGACACAGUGGUCGGACGUGUUUGUGUUGACACCUGUUUUAAUGCAUGGAGUACCAGCAAGGAUAGUGCCUAUUCCAUAUGCCCAAACAUGGCUGAGGGUUAAUUAUCUUCUGCAGCUAUUCGACGAAGAGUAAUUGAAAGCACGGUUUGGACACCAUGGAGGAUAUCUUGAAUAAUCAAGACUUUUGGUCCUUAAACGAGUCAUGGAAGAACUCUUCAUUCUCCAACGCGACUGAAGCGGGGAACCAAACAGUGAACCCCUUGAAGCGGAAUGAAGAGGUGGCCAGGGUGGAGGUGACAGUGCUCGCUCUGGUAUUAUUUCUAGCUCUAGCCGGUAACCUUUGCGUCUUGGUGGCUAUCCAUACAACCAAACACACCCAGUCACGAAUGUACUACUUCAUGAAGCACUUAAGUAUUGCGGAUCUUGUUGUUGCAAUAUUUCAGGUCUUGCCUCAACUUAUUUGGGACAUAACUUUUCGUUUUUAUGGACCAGAUAUUCUUUGCAGAUUAGUCAAAUACCUGCAAGUAGUUGGCAUGUUUGCAUCUACCUACAUGCUUGUAUUGAUGUCUAUAGACAGGUGUUUAGCUAUCUGCCAACCUCUACGGUCUUUACACAAGAGAAAAGACCGACUUUAUGUAGUUUCGUCAUGGCUGUUGAGCCUAUUAUUCAGUAUUCCUCAAGUGUGCAUUUUCUCCUUGAAAGAAGUUGGACCCGGAGUAUAUGACUGUUGGGGUGACUUUAUACAGCCCUGGGGUGCAAAAGCAUACAUCACUUGGAUUAGCCUAGCCAUCUAUAUAAUACCAGUGGCUAUAUUGAGUAUCUGCUAUGGACUAAUUAGUUUUAAAAUAUGGCAGAAUUUUAGACUGAAAACGAAGAAAGACCAGUGUAUCACUCUUACUCCAAAGGCAUCAAAAGGCAACGCACUUGCAAGAGUGAGCAGCGUGAAACUGAUUUCCAAAGCAAAGAUCACCACUGUGAAAAUGACAUUUGUCAUUGUGGUGGCUUAUAUCGUUUGCUGGACACCGUUUUUCUUCGUGCAGAUGUGGUCUGCGUGGGACCCAGCGGCUCCGAGGGAGGCCAUGCCCUUCAUCAUCUCCAUGCUGCUGGCCAGCCUCAACAGCUGCUGCAACCCCUGGAUCUACAUGUUCUUCGCCGGCCACCUGUUCCACGACCUGCGCCAGUCGCUGCUGUGCUGCUCGGCGCACUACCUGAAGUCGUCGCAGUGCCGCUGCGAGCGCGACCAGGACUCCAGCCGCAAGAGCAACUCCUCCACGUACGUCAUCAAAAGCACCAGCAGCCAGCGGAGCAUCACUCAGACCUCCACCACAUAG
Messenger RNA from Sardina pilchardus (European sardine), 1360 nucleotides. It is a transcript of the gene oxtra, whose product is annotated as oxytocin receptor a. The transcript is spliced from 2 exons. The record is from RefSeq and is a predicted model, not a curated record. Gene Ontology annotation, biological process: positive regulation of vasoconstriction; cellular response to hormone stimulus; regulation of systemic arterial blood pressure by vasopressin. Bases 185 to 1360 code for a protein of 391 amino acids. Gene Ontology annotation, molecular function: oxytocin receptor activity; vasopressin receptor activity; peptide binding. NCBI's taxonomy places the organism in Eukaryota, Metazoa, Chordata, Actinopteri, Clupeiformes, Clupeidae. Gene Ontology annotation, cellular component: plasma membrane.